UCGUUCAUUCAUUCCCUUCUCAAAAUACCUGCAGCACAUCUCAAAUCGAAAACUGUAAAUUGUGUCUGCGGUUAGCUAUUUCUCAAUCAGUUGUUAAAUUACUCGAUCUGAUAUGGCUCCCAGCAUUGCGAUUCCGUGGAAGGGAGAGGAGGGGGAGAAGGAGGCGCUGCGGCUGCGGCGGAGGAACGAGGAGCUGGAGAAGGAGCUGAAGAAGAGGGAGGAACAAGAGGAGAGAAUGAGGGAGGAGCUCGAGAAGGCGUGGCGGAGAGUUAGGGUUGCGGAGGAAGCGGAGGAGCGCCUCUGCUGCCAGCUAGGGGAGCUGGAGGCAGAGGCCGUGCACCAGGCCAGGGAGUACAGGUCCCGGAUCUUGCAAUUGAUGGAGCAAUUGUCCGCCUUCCAAUCAAUGUCUUCAUUUUCCAGCAUCGCCUCUCAAUAAUCUCUCCUCUAUCUCUAUCACACCUUUUUUUUUGGUAUUUCCCUUUCCUCUUAAUUCUGCACGUGGACGGCGUUUUUUGAGGGGAAAUUGGGGUUGUCAAUCCUGCUGGUGUUGUUAGCAAGCAAAAGAAGGGAGGAUCUCCAAGAUCAGACUUAGUUAUUUAUACACUACUGACUGAUCAUGAUUGGAGCAGAAGUACAUACAGUAUGUUUGUUUGUUGUUCGAUUGUAUAUUGAAUGAGAUAAGAAUUACUAUUA
This is a messenger RNA of Andrographis paniculata, 693 nucleotides long. Its product is annotated as protein RESPONSE TO LOW SULFUR 2-like. NCBI's taxonomy places the organism in Eukaryota, Viridiplantae, Streptophyta, Magnoliopsida, Lamiales, Acanthaceae. The record is from RefSeq and is a predicted model, not a curated record. Gene Ontology annotation, biological process: cellular oxidant detoxification. Bases 113 to 436 code for a protein of 107 amino acids. The transcript has a single exon.